This is a messenger RNA of Rotaria socialis, 792 nucleotides long. Lineage: Eukaryota; Metazoa; Rotifera; Eurotatoria; Philodinida; Philodinidae. The record is from the annotation of a GenBank genome assembly.
AUGAAAGGUUCAACUGAAUUAAGUCCGUGUCAAAGUCAAGCGAUGCGUCUUAAUAGACUUGAAUAUCGUCGUUUACAACGUGAUAUUAAUAUUAUGAAUAAUGAUUUACGUGAAAAUCUAAAUCGUUUACAACGGCAAGCUCAAGAUCUUCGAUAUCGCUAUACAAAGUUUGUCCGUCUUGUAAGACCAAAUCCAUCAUUUGCAUCAUGGAAACUUGCGCAACAUGGUCAUCAAGCAGAACAAAAUGAACAGAGGAUUUCCUUAGAAUCAAUAAAUCUCAAACCAAAACCAAAAUCACGAAAACAACAAGUUCCAUCAAAUGAAAUUUCUCAUGAAGCAAGUUUGCCAUUACUGGUAUCACUUAAACCAGAAGCUAACGAAGAAGUUCUACCUAUUAUUGAUUUAACUGAAACUAUUCUUCGGCCAAGAACGUCACCGGUGAAUAAACGUUUACCCUAUCAACAUCGUGUAAAACCCGUGCCAACAACACGUCACAAUCAACCUACUAUGAAUUCGAACAGGACACAACCAUCCGAUAUAAGUUCGGUUUCUUACGUAUCAUCAAUGGUUUCUUCAAUUACUCGAACAGUAGUAACACAAGAUAAAAAUGUUCCUAAACAAAACGUAUCUCAUAACGAUUCUCCACGUCGAAAGCCAUUACUUAACCCACUAACUCAAAAAUCUAUUGAACGAACAACUCGUAACGACGCAUCUCGAUCAGUCCAGAAAGAAUCAACAACAAACAAUCGAACUCUUCGAAGAACUCUACGAUCGGCUGAUGCUCUCAAAUAG